UUAGAAACUGUAUACAUAGCGGUGGCGGGAGAUGUUGAACAGAGAAAUACAGAAGAAACGUCGUGGUUUUGAUAUUUAAAGAAGUGACAGAAUAAAGUAGCAUAGCAGAAUCAGUUUUGAAAGAAAUCGCCUUUGUUGGAGGGAAACGCAAAGAUGGACGAUUUCGGAGUUUAUGCGAUUUUCGGAGUGAACGGUCCGCCUCAAAGGCUGCUAAGUGCCGACGGGCCGUGCAGGGUGUGUGUUGCAGUUCCCUCGACGGUCCGCCAGGUGGUGCUGUUCAGCAGCGGGCCGUGGGGGGAGAGGAUCUGUGUCAACGCGGAGCUCAACGAUGCUGACCGGAUCCCCAUCACUAUCGGCAAACUGACUCCUUACAAUAGGUGUCUGUCAUGGGAGCAGUGGGAGGAGGAGACUUGGACAGACAACGUAACACUCAACAUCACUCUGGAGGGAGGAAGCCUGACAAAAGCAGAUUGGUCAGAACCAGAACUCAUCCUGGCUGUGAAGGAAUACACACCAAAGGACACCACGGCUCCCCUCGCAGCCCGAGAGGUCAACGGCAAGAGGAAAAGAGGACGAGUGGCAGAGGAAGACAGUGACGAGAAUAAGGCGACGAAAAGAGAGGAAGAAGAGAACGUGUGUCCCAAUGGUACCUUGGAGAAGACCACACCUGUGCGAAAAGCCAGAGGGCAAACCAAAGCGGGGCAGAAGCUGUUCAGUAGUGGAGGAGAUGCAACAAAGAUGAAGGGAACAGCUAAUGGAGCGGGAGAGGCGCAGGGGAUUGUGGGAAGAACGCCUCCUCAGAGCGCAGCCAGGACGAAGAGUAGGCAGGCCAAGACUCCCACACAGACCGCCCCGCUGAUCAGCCCGUCAGGUCGCUGGGGUCAGACUCUGUGUCCCAUCGAUGCUCAGACAGCAAUUCUGAUUGGAGGACAGGGAGCCAGGAUGCAGUUCUGCAAGGAUCCCAUGUGGAAGCUGUGCACAGAGGACAUGUCCUGGGUGGCUGCGGAGACUCUGGCAGAGGGUCCGACCCCUGAGGCCAGGAUUGGCCACACAGCCGCCUACGACCCCGACUCAAAGCGGAUCUUUGUGUUUGGAGGCUCUAAAAACAAGAAAUGGUUCAACGACGUUCACAUCCUGGACACACAGAGCUGGAAGUGGACCAUGGUGGAGGCUCAAGGUAAGGUUCCUCCUCUGGCCUACCACAGCUGCAGCAUGUUUCGAGGUGAGCUCUUCGUACUGGGAGGGGUGUUCCCUCGUCCAAACCCGGAGCCCGACGGCUGCAGCGACUCGCUGUACAUCUUCGAUCCCCACCUCUCCAUCUGGUACGAACCCAUUGUGACAGGAGACAAACCCUCCCCCCGCUCAGGUCACUCUGCAUGUGUGAUGCAGGAGAGGAAGAUCUACGUAUUUGGUGGAUGGGACACUCCAGUCUGCUACAAUGACAUGUACAUGUUGGACCUCGGUCUGAUGGAGUUUUCUGCUGUGAAAACAACUGGGAAAGCCCCCUCUCCUCGAAGCUGGCAUGGCAGCGCUGUGCUUUCAGACACUAAGUUUCUGAUCCACGGAGGUUACAACGGAAACAACGCACUCAGUGACACUUUCAUCUUCGAUAUAGACUCAAACAGCUGGACAGAGGUGUCGCUCCCUCAGCUCAUUGUCCCCAGGGCGGGGCACUCCCUCAUCACCAUGGAUACAGUCAGUCGCCACCCUUUCUCAGAGGAUGAUGAAGACUUGGAUAUGGACGCAGGCAGAACUCUGCUGGUGUUCGGAGGCGGAGACAACGAGGGCAACUUCUACUCUGACCUGACGACUGUCGCCGUGGAGGAACUUCUCAGUGCUAUAUAAAGAGAGUGAGUCAGAGGUGAAUCCUCACUGCCUGACUGCAUGUGAAGCUAUUUCCACACCCCCACUUUGCCCUUUAUUAUUUAUAUUCUCAUGGUUUGCCUUUUUUACUUUGGUUGAAUGAUUCCUGUCUUCUUUCAAUUGUUUUUAAAGGGUUUUUACAGUUUCAGUUUUGGAAAAUGUGCAUGUAAGUACCAGUGUACUGUAUGUACAUUAUGGGCAUUUUGUUGAAUACAGAUAUUUAAAAAUAAAUAUUGACAAAUAUUUCCAAUCAAGUGCAAAACAGGAUUAAGAUACUUUUCUACUUUUUAACAAAUGUUUUUUUUUUUUUCAUAAUAAGAAUAAUUGUUGUUUUAAACACAAAACAUUGCAGAUUAAAUCAUCAAGGAUGUUAUAUCAAUUUUUAUGUACAUAGUUUAAAGUCUCAAGAUCUUCCUCAGGUAAAAUGUAUAGUUUUAAUUUGAUAGGUUAAAUAUCUUUUUCUGUUUCUUAUGUGUAAUGGAGUUUUUCACCAGCCCUGAUCAUUUGGAAUAUUUUGCCUCUGAAUAACUGCAAAUGCAUAAACUGUUUUUUUUGUUGUGAUGAAAGUUAUCAUCUUCAAACUGAUCUAAAAAUCUAUUCAUGCUACUGUGCUGUUCCAUUUUGGCUCUUGUCUUUACUUAAUAAACAUUUUAAUU
Molecule: messenger RNA, 2519 nt
Organism: Seriola aureovittata
Lineage: Eukaryota; Metazoa; Chordata; Actinopteri; Carangiformes; Carangidae
Gene: krcp
Product: kelch repeat-containing protein
Exons: 13
Coding region: 154-1845 (563 amino acids)
Molecular function (GO): protein binding
Source: RefSeq, a predicted model, not a curated record